This is a messenger RNA of Melanaphis sacchari, 1630 nucleotides long. RefSeq names its product UNC93-like protein MFSD11. The transcript is spliced from 10 exons. NCBI's taxonomy places the organism in Eukaryota, Metazoa, Arthropoda, Insecta, Hemiptera, Aphididae. Bases 179 to 1477 code for a protein of 432 amino acids. The record is from RefSeq and is a predicted model, not a curated record.
AAAUUAUAAUAAUUUUCAUAAAUUUAGAUUCAUGUUUGACAGUCUCUACUUGGAAUUGUUUUCAAAUUUAACAUAUAGAUAUUACAGUUACUUAUACUAGAUAGUCGAUAUACUUGAAACAGUUGAAACCAGCACAAUAAUUUACGUAGAUAUUCAUCAUUAUAACAACAUUUCUAAAAUGGACAGAAGGUUAAUGAAUAUAAUUAUAUCGGGCUUUGGAUUUAUGUUUGUAUUUGCAUCUUUUUUUACCGUGAGCAAUAUCGAGGAAACAGUAUUGAAAAUUAUUGAAAAAGAAGACCCCUCAUUUACCGGCGAUGGGUACACAAGUCAAUGUAUCAUAUAUAGCGUGUUUGCUCUAUGCAACUGGUUGGCACCGACAAUAAUUGGUAUGAUUGGUAGCAGGAAAUCUAUUUACUUGGGAUCGAUAUGUUACGUAUUAUUUUUGAUGCCGUUUUUCUUGCCGUCCAAAUUUCUGCUGUACACAAUAUCUGCGUUGUUGGGUUUCGGUGCGUCAUUAAUUUGGACAGGACAGGGCACUUACCUUACUUUGAAUUCAGACUCAUCGACUAUAUCUAGAAAUUCAGGAAUAUUUUGGGCCAUGUCGACAAUAAGCAUCUCUAUCGGAAAUGUUUUUAUGAUAUUGGUGUUCCGUAACAAGACUGAGUUUAACAAAUCCACCAGAACUUUGGUAUUCACCGUGCUGGCAGUGGUGUGCGGUUUUGGUACGUUUAUACUGAUGGUCUUGCGUCCACCCGUGGACGCCGAAGGCAAGGAAAACGAAGUAAAUUUAUGGAAAUCAAACAGUAUGAAUCCAAAACAAAAAAUUAAGGAUUCAGUGAGGCUUUUGAUGACUAAGCACAUGCUUAUGCUAAGCACAUUAUUUUUGUUUACCGGUCUGCAUAUAUCGUUCUACAGUGGUGUAUACAGUUCAUGUAUUGCGUUCACUAAGUCUAUUAGCACUAAUAACGAACAAUUGUUAGGUUACACGGGACUACUGGUCGGAGUCGGCGAAGUUAUAGGUGGUUCAUUGUGCAGCAUUUUAGGUAAAAAGUCAUCAAGAUCUAAUUCAAAGUUCAAUGGUCUAAGUCGUUCGACUGUGAUAAUUAUAAGUUUUUUCAUUAACAUCGUAGCGUACGGCUUGAUAUUUGUAAAUUUACCAAAUGAUUCUCCAUUCGGCGAUACUUACACAAAAUCGAUUAUCAAGCCUAAUCAACACCUGGCUGUAUUUUGCAGUUUCCUCUUGGGUUUAGGAGACAGUGGUUUUAACACGCAAAUAUAUAAUAUGAUCGGAGUCAAGUAUUCGGAUAACAGUGCUUCUGCCACGUCAUUAUUGAUGUUUAUGCAGGCAACAUCAGCAGCCAUUAACUUCUUUUACAGCAAUCAAUUUGGAAUCUAUAUACAACUUAUCAUAUUGACAAUCGUAAUGACCAUCGGUACUUUAUCGUAUAUUGUUGUGGACAAAAGUGUUACCCAUUAAAUGAUUUAAGAACAAGAACGAUAAAAAUUUUCAAAUUUAAUUAGAAAAAAUAUUUUCGGUUUUAACUCUUGGGUUAUAUUCGUAUUAUGAUAAAAUUGAUGACUCGUGUUUAUACCGAUAAUAAUAAUUUCAGUAUACAGUAAUUAUUAUUUG